This is a messenger RNA of Drosophila willistoni, 1410 nucleotides long. It is a transcript of the gene Cralbp, whose product is annotated as alpha-tocopherol transfer protein-like. Gene Ontology annotation, cellular component: membrane. The coding region runs from base 190 to 1176 and encodes 328 amino acids. The record is from RefSeq and is a predicted model, not a curated record. Gene Ontology annotation, molecular function: phosphatidylinositol bisphosphate binding. The transcript has a single exon. Lineage: Eukaryota; Metazoa; Arthropoda; Insecta; Diptera; Drosophilidae.
AUUUCAAUUAUUUAACUAAUUUAAAGCUAAUUACAUGUCUAACCACACACAUUCUUGCCUCUCCCUUUUGCAGAUUAACCACAAAACAAAAAAAACAACUUAUAGACAGCCACCAUUUAAGCCAUAAAAAGAAAAAACUUGAAGAAAAAAAAUAACCCAAGACAGAGAGAUCCAAGCGAACCGAUCACGAUGAAGGAAACCAAAGUAGUUGACGAAGAAGGCGGAGCCAAUCCAUUGUCCGAAUCUCUAUUGAAAAUAGCCAAACGCGAGCUACGCGAGGAUCGUUGCACCAGAGAGCAAAGCUUGGAACAAUUACGAAAUUGGGUGAUCAAGAAUGAGGAUCUACAAAAUGUGCGCUGUGAUGAUACGUUUCUGUUGCGCUUUCUGCGCGCCAAGAAGUUCAGUGUACCGAUGGCUGAGCAGACGCUACUCAAGUAUUUAAACAUACGUCGAACCUUUCCACACAUGAGCACCAAACUGGAUUAUCUGGAGCCCCGUUUGGCCGAUGUCAUUGAGCAGGGCUAUAUAUUUGCUGCCCCACAGCGUGAUCGUCAUGGUCGUCGUGUGGUUAUAAUCAAUGCCAAAGGAUUGAAUCCAAAAUUGCAUACUAGUUGCGAUCAGGCCAAAGCACAUUUCUUGACCUACGAAUGCCUGAUGGAGGAUCAGGAAACCCAAAUAACAGGCUUGACACAUGUCGGUGAUUUUUCGGGUGUAUCGACCGCUCAUGUCACCAAUUGGAAUCCCACAGAAUUUGCCCGUAUCUUCAAGUGGGGCGAACAGAGUCUGCCGCUGCGACAUAAAGAGAUCCAUUUGAUAAAUGUCCCCUCGACACUGAAGUGGUUAAUUGAUUUCGUGAAAAAUCGUGUCAGUUCAAAAAUGAAAAAUCGUCUCAUUAUCUAUGCCAGCGAAAAGGAAUUACAGAAGAGUGUCGAUGCCAAAUGUUUGCCUCUGGAAAUGGGCGGCACAAUGCCCAUGCGUGAGAUGAUCGAACUGUGGAAACAGGAACUGGCCUCCAAACGGGAUUUGGUCUUGGGUCUGGAUCAAAGUCAAUUGCUAUCGGAUCGUGGCAUACAGCGGCGAAGCAGUUUCAAUUCCGAGAAAUCAAGUUCGGGACCAAAUUUCGUAUCACAAAUUGAAUCGAUUGAGGGCAGCUUUAGGAAAUUGGAAUUCGAUUAGAGUAUCCCAAAACAAAAAAAAAAAAAAAUAAAUAAAUAAAAAAAAGCAAAAGGAUUAGAGCGCUGGACACAGACAGAGAAGGAUCGAUCUUCAUACAUUUAUCUAUUUACAUGAAAUUAUUUUAGUCCGCUUUUAUGCUUUUUCCGCUUGUCUUAUCAUUUUUUGUUCUACGGUGGGCACAUCCUAAUUGGAGUGUUUUUUGUUUUUUUGUUUUUUUUUGCUUUCAAAUAUAAU